GGGUGUUUCUUCGCGGUGUAACAGCUUGCUAUCAUUCACUUCCUAGCAGCUCAUAUGUUACUUUACAAUAUUUACAAUGAUAAAGCGUGCACACAUUAAAUGUCUUAUUGUUGUGAUAAAGUGUUUAUUCUGGAUUUCUCUGAUAUACGGUGCAAUUCUUUUAACAACUUUACCUGGCACAGACAAUGUAUUGGAACAAUCCAUCAACGCUACAAGUAAGACAUUGCCACCGGAAAUAAAACUUAACCACGACACCGCCGGAAGCUCCUCAACUAAACUGUGCGGCGGUAUGUUAUUUCCUUCGUCAAUAGUCGCAAAGGAAAGCUGGCAGCCCGUUGAUAAGUCUAAGAGUAUGUAUACAUUCUCUGCGUAUUUUGUUGAAGGCAGCAGUACAAUUUUCAUAAUUGGUGUCAGACCAAGAAAUCAAGUUUCCGUUAUUUGUCAGUUCUGGCAACAAAAAAAAGGAAGCACGGCCGAAAUCGUGGAAGAAACGGAAGCGGAAGUACGUGCUCUCCUAGACGAUUCCGGAUACAGAUUUGCAUCAACGAUAUUUGAAUGUUUUGUCGACUGGCCGACUCCGCCUGUUUAUGUAUCACUCGUAACGAGACACUGCGACAGUCCAACCAACAUUUUACAAGUUCAGAGUGCUACAAAAGAAACAUCGUACGAACGGCAUUUAACAGUCUGCCUACCACCCUUAGUAUUGCACUAUGAUAAAACUACCGACUUUAUAAAAUGGUUAGAGAUCAAUAGGCAGUUUGGAGUUGAUAAAUUUGUUGUUUAUAAAUACUCAUCUGGGUCUAAUAUUGACCGCGUGCUAGAACAUUACUCAGAACGAGGCUUAACGGAAGUAGUACAAUGGCGGCCGCCAAUGGUUGAUGAAAAUUUCCCACGAGAAAUUCAGCCUGUUGAAAUAGAAAAUUACGCCCAAACCGUGGCUCUUAAUGACUGCUUGUAUAGAAACAAGAAAACGUCAGAAUUCAUCACAAAUAUGGGCCUCAAUGAAUACAUUAUAUCUCCUUUUAACAAUGAAUCCACGAUAUAUAAUAUGAUCAACAGCUUAGGCAUAAACGCCGCAGUGUACCAUGUGACCAAGUCUAUUUUGCAAAAGAGGCUCGACAAACCAAAAUUGAAACCAAAAAGUAAAGUCAUUAGAGAAAAACAAAAAGAGAAACAAAAACUAAACUUACAAGCAGUAAAUGACAAACCCAAGUUGAUAAUUCGUACAGCAGAGGUUGAAUUUUCAUCAAUGCAUCAUGUGCCAGGUGUAGACAGUUACAUGGUUCCGUCCGAAAAAGCACUGAUGCAUAAAAACUCAGGUUUUGGACGAAAUCAGACAUUAGUCCCAAAAUUUGACAGUGUGCUGUCAUGGAAGGUUAUAAAUAGAGCUAACAAAAAUGUUGAAAACGUUUGGAAUAGUCUGAAAAAUGUGCGUAUCAAAUGAAAACGAGGUGAAUAUAUUAAACUGCUGGUUCUGUUCUUCGCAACGGCAUUAUACAGUAUGCACGUGAAUAAAUAUUUUCCUUAUAAUGCAUGAGGUGAAGGAAUAUAAUACCCGUGACGUUUUCAGAUCAAAGACUUAUAGACAUUAUACAGGACGCUACAGCUUGCCUGGGUACAUAAUCAUAACAAUGUUAGCAUUGAACACAAAUAAGCAAACUUAGAAAGAGGUCGAAGCCAUUAUAUUCACAUCUUUAUAGUUUGUACAUACAUGUAAUGUUUUUUUAUAAAUUUUGCCAUAUAAUGUAUGUGUUCUGUAUAAUAAUACACCCUUACAGAAUGACUUGCCAGUCAAUAGUCAAAACUAUUACUCGAGGUCAAAAGGACAACAGACAGAUCAAUAGCACCAAGUGUGGACCGGCGACUUCCUGGUGUUUAAGGAGUCGUGUAACAAAGGCAUUGUGUAUAUUUAGUUUGCUGAGGAAUUUUAAUUAGGAAACUGAAACAAAGAGGCCUAUAUGCCUCUUUGUUAUCAUGGCACGUGCAAUAACGACACGAAGGUUCAACCGGACGACACGCAAUUGUAUUUUUUUUUUGUUGUGGUUGUUUUUAUUGCAUUUAUUUCUGCUUUAAUAUACGAAGUCUACGUAACAACGCACAGACGUUCCGCUACUAGUACCGAAGUGUGUCAAUAGUGUAAUAGUUUGGCAGACUGUGCAAAUAUCAAACAUUUCAGUCUCACGGAGAACCCGAAAUACUUUGUUUCGUCAGUGAGUCACGAUGAUCUGUUAUAUCUAAUUUCAAAUAUGUAGCUUCUAUAAUUACUUGGCUAAAUAUAUAAACUAAGUCUGCAUAUAGAGAUUCUGUCAAAAUUAUGCGAUAACCUAGUAACAGCCACUUGUUUGCAAACACUAUCAGUGUUUAAUGGCAUUGAGCAUGUUCACACUUUGCUUUAUAUUUGUAAUAUGGUUAGUGUUUUAAGGCAGUGGAGCCGUGAUGACAAUCUGCAAAUUAAAUAUUCUCCAUGUAUACAAUUUCGGCAGUCUCCGUUUCUUGUAGGCGGAUUACUACCAAAUGAAAUGUAAGCCUCCGCAGGUCUUGUCACAAGUAGAAUGUAAAAAGUUCUAAUCCUUUUUCCCUUCCUAGUGCCUUUUCUCAAAAGCAACAUGUAUUAUUUUACUCUACCGCGUUUCAGUAUUUUUGUGUAGCUUUCUACUGAAACUAGCAUGUUCCUAUCGCAUUCUUGGUAGAAAUGGCGGCGUAAGAAUUUUAUGUCUCAAAGAAGCGAAAAGGAGUAGUUUUAGUUUAAUCAUAUUUUAUUGUACAUAUAUACAAAAAACACAAACAACAAUCACAUACAUCAAAUAUGUCAUAUAUACAAAUGGGUUGGGCCAAAAGUUAUGACAACGGAGUAAAUCCAGUGGACUGUAUUUAACGAACUGUAGUUUUCUUAUAUAAAAAGUUAACACCCCUUUUUCAUUUUGUUUUUCUAUAGUAGCGAUAUAGUUCUUUAUGAGAAUAUAUGUCUCUGAAAAUCUGAUAUUCUAGAAAAGGUCGAAAACAGUUAUAAAAGAAGUGUAUUUUAUAUGAACUAAAGAAAACAGCCGGAUUAAGUGGUGUUCAGUCUGUACACGCUCAGCUUCAGUUAUAACCGAAGAAUGCCAAAUUGCCAACUGAUAAUUUGCGAAAGUACGGAAAUUGCCGAACGCCAUUAUGAUUACGGGUCUAUUACCUUAUACUGUUUAUAAAAAUAAACCUGUUUAUUAUUUGUUCUUAAUAAAGCCAGGUAUAACUGUCUCAUGGAGUUUAUAACAUUGUUUAGUUUUUAAGCUUACAUGUAUCGUAAAACAUUCAUUUUUAACAGCUGUCAAAAUUUUCAUUCUAAUUAAAUGCCAAGAUUACAAGAUUAC
Messenger RNA from Mercenaria mercenaria, 3350 nucleotides. RefSeq lists its product as uncharacterized. Bases 77 to 1444 code for a protein of 455 amino acids. The transcript is spliced from 2 exons. The record is from RefSeq and is a predicted model, not a curated record. NCBI's taxonomy places the organism in Eukaryota, Metazoa, Mollusca, Bivalvia, Venerida, Veneridae.